CCUCCAUCUUGGUCAGAGUUUGGUGUCUCAGCCCCGUCGCCAAGCUUUGGCAUCCGUCGUCCCGUCCGUCCGUCCCUGUCAUCUCGUCGUCGUCCCUAAAAAGUAAACCGAGUAAUCCAAAAUGGAGGCCAUCAAGAAGAAGAUGCUCAUGCUCAAGCUGGACAAGGAGAACGCUCUGGACCAGGCCGAGCAGGCGGAAGCCGACAAGAAAGCGGCCGAGGACAGAAGCAAACAGCACGAGGACGAGCUCCUGCAGAUGCAGAAGAAGCUGAAGGGGACGGAGGACGAGCUGGACAAAUACUCGGAGGCGCUGAAGGAUGCUCAAGAGAAGCUGGAGGUGGCUGACAAGAAGGCCGCUGACGCUGAGGCGGAGGUGGCGUCCCUGAACAGGCGCAUCCAGCUGGUGGAGGAAGAGUUGGACCGAGCUCAGGAGAGGCUGGCCACCGCUCUGCAGAAGCUGGAGGAGGCCGAGAAGGCGGCCGACGAGAGCGAGAGAGGCAUGAAGGUGAUCGAGAACAGGGCCCUGAAGGACGAGGAGAAGAUGGAGCUCCAGGAGAUCCAGCUGAAGGAGGCCAAGCACAUCGCGGAGGACUCGGACCGCAAGUACGAGGAGGUGGCUCGUAAGCUGGUGAUCGUGGAAGGCGAGCUGGAGCGCACGGAGGAGCGAGCAGAGCUGGCCGAGGCUAAAUGCGCCGAGCUGGAAGAGGAACUGAAGAACGUCACCAACAACCUGAAGUCCCUAGAGGCUCAGGCGGAGAAGUACUCCCAGAAGGAGGACAAAUACGAGGAGGAGAUCAAGAUCCUGACAGACAAGCUGAAAGAGGCUGAGACCAGAGCUGAGUUUGCUGAAAGGUCUGUGGCCAAGUUGGAAAAGACGAUUGAUGAUCUGGAAGACGAGCUGUACGCGCAGAAGCUCAAGUACAAAGCCAUCAGCGAGGAACUAGACCACGCGCUCAAUGACAUGACCUCCAUCUAAACACCCAGGAAGCCCCACUCCCCUCCUCCUCUUCCUCCACCACACGUCGUUUCUAGCACUUUUACACUUUUUUGCAAAAUCCCACCCAACAGUUUCGGUGCCGGUCAAACCUUUUCUUUGUAAUUCUUUGUAACGAUAUUAAAAACAUGAGGAAGGUC
Molecule: messenger RNA, 1134 nt
Organism: Phycodurus eques (leafy seadragon)
Lineage: Eukaryota; Metazoa; Chordata; Actinopteri; Syngnathiformes; Syngnathidae
Product: tropomyosin alpha-3 chain
Exons: 10
Coding region: 122-976 (284 amino acids)
Biological process (GO): actin filament organization; muscle contraction
Cellular component (GO): actin filament
Molecular function (GO): actin filament binding
Source: RefSeq, a predicted model, not a curated record